Molecule: messenger RNA, 5825 nt
Organism: Lacerta agilis (Sand lizard)
Lineage: Eukaryota; Metazoa; Chordata; Lepidosauria; Squamata; Lacertidae
Gene: EPHA3
Product: EPH receptor A3
Exons: 16
Coding region: 139-2874 (911 amino acids)
Biological process (GO): cell surface receptor protein tyrosine kinase signaling pathway; protein phosphorylation; axon guidance
Cellular component (GO): neuron projection; plasma membrane
Molecular function (GO): protein binding; transmembrane-ephrin receptor activity; ATP binding
Source: RefSeq, a predicted model, not a curated record
UUUGCAGUUAAUCUGCUGGAUUCGAAAGCAAUUCAAGGAGAGCUGGGCUGGAUCUCGUAUCCAUCACAUGGGUGGGAAGAAAUAAGUGGUGUUGAUGAGAACUAUACACCAAUCAGGACAUAUCAGGUUUGCAACGUUAUGGACCACAGUCAGAACAAUUGGUUGAGGACAAACUGGAUACCACGUAACUCAGCUCAGAAGAUCUAUGUGGAACUCAAAUUUACCCUGAGGGACUGUAACAGCAUCCCACUAGUUCUGGGCACUUGCAAGGAAACUUUUAACCUGUAUUAUAUGGAGUCUGAUGAUGACCAUUCUGUCAAGUUUAGAGAACAUCAGUUUACAAAGAUUGAUACCAUUGCUGCCGAUGAGAGCUUCACUCAGAUGGAUCUUGGGGAUCGGAUUCUUAAACUCAACACAGAGGUCCGUGAAGUGGGACCUGUUAGCAGGAAAGGGUUUUACUUGGCUUUUCAAGAUGUGGGUGCGUGCGUUGCCUUAGUGUCGGUGCGAGUGUACUUCAAGAAGUGCCCUUUCACUGUAAAGAACCUGGCCAUGUUUCCAGAUACAGUCCCUAUGGAUUCCCAGUCACUGGUGGAAGUGCGAGGUUCUUGUGUUAAUCAUUCCAAAGAGGAAGACCCACCCAAGAUGUACUGCAGCACAGAAGGAGAAUGGCUAGUUCCCAUUGGAAAGUGCUUGUGUAACGCUGGCUAUGAAGAAAGGGGAUAUGCCUGCCAAGCUUGCCGACCAGGAUUUUACAAAGCUUUUGCUGGUAAUGUUAAGUGUGCCAAAUGCCCGCCUCACAGUUCUACAAAUGUGGAAGGUUCUACGAACUGCAAGUGUGAAAAGAAUUACUUUCGCUCUGAGAGAGACCCUCCAUCUAUGGCUUGCACAAGACCACCUUCUGCUCCCAGAAAUGUUAUCUCUAACAUCAAUGAAACAUCAGUCAUCCUAGAUUGGAGCUGGCCUUUGGACACGGGGGGCAGGAAAGAUGUCACUUUCAACGUUAUCUGCAAGAAAUGUGGAGGAACAGCAAAGAUGUGCGAUCCGUGUAGUACUAAUGUGAGAUUCCUUCCACGUCAGAUCGGCCUCACCAACACCACCGUGACUGUGGUGGACCUCCUGGCUCACACAAAUUACACCUUUGAGAUAGAUGCAGUUAAUGGUGUGUCAGAUUUGAGCACCUUUGCAAGGCAAUUUGCUGCAGUCAUCAUUACGACCAAUCAAGCUGCUCCAUCCCCUAUUACAAUAAUUAGAAAAGACCGGACAUCCAGGAACAGUGUCUCUCUCUCUUGGCAAGAGCCUGAACAUCCUAAUGGGAUCAUCUUGGACUAUGAAGUCAAGUAUUACGAAAAGCAGGAGCAAGAGACAAGUUACACCAUUCUAAGGGCAAGAAGCACCAAUGUUACCAUCAGUGGCCUCAAACCAGACACAACUUAUGUUUUCCAAAUCAGAGCUCGGACGGCUGCAGGAUAUGGAACCAACAGCCGCAAGUUUGAGUUUGAAACCAGCCCAGAUUCUUUCUCAAUCUCCAGCGAGAACAGCCAGGUUGUAAUGAUUGCUGUUUCGGCUGCAGUAGCAAUUAUUCUGCUCACAAUUGUGGUUUACAUCUUGAUCGGGAGAUUCUGCGGGCAUAGUAAAUCGAAACAUGGAAUUGAUGAGAAGAGGCUGUAUUUUGGGAAUGGACAUUUAAAGCUCCCAGGCCUUAGAACUUAUGUGGACCCACAUACAUAUGAAGAUCCCACUCAAGCUGUUCAUGAAUUUGCCAAGGAGCUAGAUUCUGCUAGCAUAGCCAUCGACAAAGUUGUUGGGGCAGGCGAGUUUGGAGAAGUAUGCAGUGGUCGUCUAAAACUUCCUUCUAAAAAAGAAAUCUCAGUGGCAAUCAAAACUCUGAAGGUUGGUUACACGGAUAAGCAGAGAAGAGAUUUUCUUGGAGAGGCAAGCAUCAUGGGACAGUUUGAUCACCCCAAUAUCAUUCGAUUAGAAGGAGUUGUCACUAAAAGUAAACCUGUCAUGAUAGUUACUGAGUAUAUGGAAAAUGGUUCUUUGGACAGCUUCCUGAGGAAACAUGAUGCUCAGUUCACAGUCAUCCAGCUAGUGGGAAUGCUUCGAGGAAUUGCAUCUGGCAUGAAGUACUUGUCAGAUAUGGGUUAUGUCCACCGUGACCUGGCUGCCCGCAACAUCCUCAUCAAUAGUAACCUGGUAUGCAAGGUCUCGGAUUUUGGCCUCUCCCGUGUUCUGGAGGAUGAUCCAGAAGCUGCCUACACAACAAGGGGAGGCAAGAUUCCAAUCCGAUGGACAUCUCCAGAAGCCAUUGCUUACCGUAAAUUCACAUCAGCCAGUGAUGCGUGGAGCUAUGGGAUUGUUCUUUGGGAGGUGAUGUCCUAUGGAGAAAGACCAUACUGGGAAAUGUCCAAUCAGGAUGUAAUUAAAGCCGUGGAAGAAGGGUACCGCUUGCCACCACCCAUGGACUGCCCAGCUGCCUUGUAUCAGUUGAUGCUGGACUGUUGGCAAAAGGACAGAAACAACAGACCGAAGUUUGAGCAGAUUGUCAGCAUCCUGGACAAGCUGAUCCGUAAUCCCAGCAGUCUAAAAAUAAUCACCAGUGCAGCUGCAAGGCCAUCAAAUCUCCUUCUGGACCAAAGCAAUGUUGAAAUCUCAGCCUUCCGCUCAACAGGUGACUGGCUCAAUGGCAUUCGGAUAGGACAAUGCAAGGACAUAUUCACAGGAGUAGAAUACAGCUCGUGUGAUACGAUAGCCAAGAUUUCCUCAGACGACAUGAAGAAGGUCGGUGUGACGAUUGUGGGACCACAGAAAAAGCUCAUUAGCAGUAUUAAAUCUCUAGAAAUGCAUACGAAGAAUGGCCCCGUUCCAGUGUAGGCUACCGAAACGUUGGCACUCGAGACACAACAAGAGGAAGCAAGAAGUUGCUGCAAAGGUCAUGGCGAUGAGUGAAAAAGUGCAAGACUGAAAAGGCACUCUUGUAGCAUUGCUGGAAGCAUGACAUUUUGGGCCCAUUUCAAGCCCACUAAGAGACUCAUACGUUGAGUUCAAUUGCCUUAAAAUAGGAAUGAAAAACUUUUCUCUCUCUCUUAUUCUUGAAGGGGGGGUGCCUUUCCCACCUUGUAAUAAUGGACUGCUCAAACAUAUACUGCAUUUGGAAGAAAAUGUUGGUUUCUUUGUUUUAUUAAAUCCUUCCAUGUAACUUAGAGCCAUUUCAAUGUUGAUGGACUGAAUACCAAGAAAGGCAAACAACUAAACAGUGGAUGUUAUGCUAGGUCUUGGCCAAUUGUCAGCAGAAAGCAAGAGGGUGAAAUACCCUUGCAGUAUUUUUUUUAUAUGCAGAAAAGAUAGGUGACUAGUAUUUUAUUUCUUUAAAAUAAUUGUAAUGCUCCUUGGGGAUAAUACCUCAGCUCUAUCUGGCCAUAUCUGCAAGGAUAUUCCUGCAACAUUCUGUUUCAGCGGUGGAAGGAAAAUAUGAAUAAUGUUGGGUAUAAAAUGAGGCAAUAGUUCAUGAAUAAUAUUUGCUGUUGGGGCUGGUUUUGAUGCAUGUGUUCUUUUCAAAAAAAGAAGUCUUAAUUUUUCUUUUAAAAGGCAUAUUUAUUUCCCUUUAAAUGUUUUCUUAUUGUUUAUAUUUAUAUAUGUUUUGACUGGGUUUAAUUACUACCAAGUGCCAAAUCCUCCCAGACUUUGGCUGCAGCCCCAGACAUUGGGAAGAAAUUUCAGUACAAGUAGUGAGACUUACUUUUAAGAAAACAGGUCCCAAUCUAGAGGAUUUGAUGUAAGUGAAGAAAGAGGCCUACAUGCCCACAAGUGAGUAAAUUUUCAUGCACCAUGUUCUGGGUAGUUUAAUCCAAUGAACCACACAAUCAUUUUUCUCCAAGGAAAACAGCCAUAGUGAGCUGUUCAUUGUUUUCUUGACAACUUAACUCAGAGUUGCAUAAUUGCAUGUACUUAAAUGUUUGCAGUGUGCACAAAGUGUUGAAUUGUGCCAGAUAUAUUUUUUUAAACACCCACGCUAUACGAUGCAUUACUUGGUGAUAAAAUUAUUUGUUUAUAAUACUCUGGGGUCCAAAUAGGAAAAGAUGAAAAUCCCCUUUCUUAGUUCUUAUACUAGAGAAGUAAGCUGGCAUUGUUGGCAUCCACUUAAGAGUAAAUGAUUACAGUAUGUUUCUAAGGCUGCAGUCUUAAAAACACUUACAAAGAUGUGCUUGUAAGUUGUACUACAUGAACAGCGUGUAUGGGCCAAUAUCCAAAUCAACACGUAUCCUGUUUGUUUUUUCUUUUGGCUACACUUGCCCUCACCACAGUACACAGCAGCUUUUAAGAUGGAUUCGAAUCAUACAGUGGCCUGUUUACAAGACAUGUGAAGUCAAAACAUGGCUUGGCAUGAAUGCACAGGUCCUCAGAGUGGAGAUUGCAGCUACUGCCCUCCUCCCCUACUGCUAUUGCGCUGCUAUGAGCUAAGCCAUGGUUUGGCUUAGCUUGCCAUCUAGCCUCAUGGUUUGUCACACUCCAGGCAAACAGUGAGCUGUAACCAUGGUUUGCUCUUGGGUUUUACAGCUCAUGGUUACCCAGAGGAGACAUACCAUGAGACCAGGUUUGGACAGUAUGCUAAGCCAAACCAUGGUUUAGCUCACAGCAUGCAGCAGCAAGAUGACCAGGAAAGGAACACAGCGACCAGUCUUUUCUCAAGAACCCUCGUAUUUGCGUUAAGCCAUGGUUUGGUUUUGCAUUAUGUGCAAACAUGCCCAGUAGGUGGUCCAUUUUGUAAAAAGCAUAAAAUACACUUCAAAAUGCUGACACUCUGACUAUACACAGAGCACUGGUGUACUUUCCUUGCACACCUUUGUAACUUGCAUGUCAUGUUUUUUUAAUGUUCUCUGAUCAUAGCAGGAUCUGGAAGUAUACAAUGCACCAUCCUAAGCCCAUGUUCUGCAAGGAUUCAGAUCUGAUUAAGAGUGUCAAAUAAUCACCUCCCCUUUCUUUAGAUUUGAUCUCCAGCCAUAAAUACACUAUUCCUACUAGCAGAAAGUUUUUGUUUCGUUUUUAAAGCAAAAUAAUUCUGUUGAUGUUCUUGGAAGUACUAUCUAGAACAAAUUGUCCCCGAGGCAAUUUUAAAUGGCUGUGAAAGAAAGAAAAAUUGUGUGUUAGCAGGUUUUCAAACUACAUUUUAGUCUUACCUAUCCUUAAUUAUCUUUCAAUGUCUAGUAAUACCACGGGACAUAAUUAUGUGUGUGCUCAGUACUAAAGACUGAUUUCACUGUUUGUUCAGGAGGAAAUUCCUUUUUUGCAGAGGCUUUUAAAACAACUUUUUGUCUUCUCUUUCUUACAAUUUUUUGUACUGUUCGGUGGCCUCCGAUAGCCCCCAUUCCCCUUCUCCCCCUGUACAUAUGUAAACAUAGCAGUGUACAAUUCUUAACUGUGGAGUAGAGGAAAUAGAAAUUUUGUGGCCAUCUUCCUGUACAGGACCUGCCUUUGAUUAUUAUUUACAUCAAACAAGCAUUGCAAAGUCUUCACUAAGAAUAUGUACCAUAUUAUUGUUUUUGUAUCUUAAAAAUAUUGUUUUUACAUAUAUUAUUUAUUUCUGUUAACAUAUAACAUAGGUUUUUUUGUUUUUUGUUUUGCUGUACUUUAGACUCCAAUAAGCAAUGUAUAGGUGUGAUUUGAACUGGCAAAUCCACAUUUGCUUUUUAACCUUUAUUUCAAAGCAUUACUUACUCAUUUAGUUAAUUACGUUGUGCAAUUGUAGAUGGCCUGUUACUAAUGUAAAAUGAUUUGUAGUGGAAACAUUUAUAUUUUUAUAAUAAACAUAAUGAAAGUAUUUUUUA